ACGGGGAAGUGGAUUACAUAUCAUUUCCUUGGCCAACUUUGAGUAUAUAUGUUGCCUUCCAAGUUCCAACAAUUUUCUCUUCUCGAUAGAUAUAGACAGUUUGUUAAGCUUAACGCCAGUUCUUGAACCUGAUUAUAUAUAACCAUCACUUGUAAUAUGGAGACGAAGCAAGAAUCCCCUGUUUGCUUGAAGCUUUUGAUAGACGAGAAGAACAACCGAGUCCUGGCUGCAGAAGCAAACUCGGAUUUCGUGGAUAUACUCCUCAGCUUCCUCACCAUCCCCAUGGGAACCAUAAUCAGGCUCACCAGCAAAACAGAUACGGAAAAAGCAGGACCUGUGAAUAUUGGGUGCAUGACCAAGUUGUACCAUGCUUUUGAAAACCUCACCCCAGAAAACUGGAAGACGAAACAGUGCCGGACCAUGGUGUUGAACCCCAGAAAUGCGCUGGCUUAUUCCUACAGGAAUUUGAAGAUUAAUGUCGAUGAUUCUGGGUCCGAGGUGACUUACAUGUGUAGCCGUAACACGUGUAGGAGCAAGUACGAAAAUGUUGCGUGCAAGUGUGGGCUUGGCUACAGGACCAAUAACAUUCACGACAGUUUUCGCAGAAGACCAGUGUUUAUCUCUUUGGCAGAUCGCGAACCUGAGCCUGAGGGUGCCUUCCUCAAGUGGGGGAUGAUGAUGUUCAUUAUCACUGACAAUUUACAAAUCAGACCAUCUUCCCCAACCGUUCUUGCUCAGGUUCUAUCAAGUCUUGGUUCAAGCGAUAUCAACCUAAUCAAGGAGAUGCCUGUACAACUUAGUAAGCAGCAGUUGUGGUGCCGCUCACAACCGCAACAUUGCGGCCGCAUUGGGCAUUGUGUGAUCCGCCUGCUUGCAUACUCAAUGGUUUCAAAAUCUCCUUUAUCCGGCGUGUUUCUUGACUCUCCCGUAAGACCAAAUGUAGGAGCUUUUAGCGUACAUUCGAAAACCCAGAAACCAGUGACAUCCACAACAAAUGAUUUUGUCCAGAAACCAGAGGGAAAUGCUCAGAAGUUGAAUCUGAAUUUGACGUUGAACAAGUCUACAAACGAGAUAUUGUUUGCAGAAGCCACCAAGGACUUCUUUGAUUUCCUGUGUACCUUUAUGACUAGCCCUCUCGGAUCAAUGAUGUAUCUUUUGAAAGGGAAUUCUGGGUUAGGCUGCAUGGAUGACUUGUACAAAAGUAUGGUUGAGUUGGAUAUUAAAUGGUUUAAGUCGGAUGCUAUGAAGGCGACCUUAAUGUGCCCCAAAGUUGCACAGCACCAUAACUGUAAGAAACAGCCUCUAAAUUUGGAGGAAGAAUGUUCAUCGGAUAGUCUGAUUGACCCCAGGCUUAGUGAUAGCUUCUCCAAAGAACUUUUAGAGUUCAUAAUUUUAGAUGACUUGGAAGUGAGGCCUCUGUCUUCUGCAUCAAGCUUUAGCAUUCUGAAGGAACUCAAAGUCCCCAUCACUGAGAUUGAGCAGCAAGCACUCACGGUUAGCAUGGAAGAGUUGCAGGCAUUGAACCUUCUGAAGGCGGCACUUACAUCCCCAUCAGGAGCUCUGACAAAUGGCUUAGGCCGCUUCUUGCAGAUGCAUAAGGCAUAGUGCCAAUUAAUCUCGCGAAAUCCUCUAAGCUAGAUCUUGAUAUGCAAGAAACUAAGUUCAUUUCAAUGUAUCUUGUAUUCCUGUGAUCUCGAGCACUCCAGUACCUUCUAUUGUUAAUUUAUUUCUGUUUAU
Cuscuta epithymum is the source of this 1737-nucleotide messenger RNA. The record is from the annotation of a GenBank genome assembly. NCBI's taxonomy places the organism in Eukaryota, Viridiplantae, Streptophyta, Magnoliopsida, Solanales, Convolvulaceae.